GUCUGGAGUCUCUGCACACUGACUUAUCCACAUAGAUUCUGUAAGCAGAGUCUAUCAGCUGACUUGCUCAUCUAUUUGGACCAUGAAGUGGAUGCAAUCACUUCUUGCUUGUUUUCUUUUUCAUCUGUCUCUUUCUCAGUCUCCAAAAGAGCAAUAUGUUCUGCUGGUCCCCAGUGUUCUACAAGAAAGCUCUUUGACUACAGCUUGUGCCCAGCUUUCCAAUCUGACUGAAUCUGUUGUUUUGACUGUCUUCCUCAACUACGGAGAGAUCGUAACCAAAAUAUUUGAAGAGAAUGUUACAGGAGAAAAUUUCUUCAAAUGCACCAGUUUUGAGGUUCCUCGAGCCAGAUCAGACCCACUUGCUUUCAUCACAUUCUCUGCUAAAGGAGCAACUGUCCACUUGGAAGAGAGAAGAUCUGUGGCCAUCAGGCCCAAGGAGAAUGUGGUCUUUGUACAGACAGAUAAACCCAUCUACAAGCCUGCACAGGAUGUGUUGUUUCGAGUUGUGUCUAUGGAUGAUGAUUUGAAGCCUGUUGAGGAAGUGUAUCCAGUGAUCACCCUUACGGAUCCACAUAAUAAUCAGAUACAACAGUGGGUGAAUAAGAAAUCUAAGAAUGGUAUCCUGCAACUCUCCUUCCGGUUAAUUCCAGAGCCCAUCCUGGGAUGGUACACAAUAAUUGUGGAGGUGACCCCUGAAAAGAAAGAAUAUCGCUCCUUCUCAGUGGAAGAAUAUGUACUACCCAAAUUUCAAGUGACUGUGGAUGCACCAGAAACUGUCUUAGUUGUGGACUCUGAAUUCAAAGUUAAUGUCUGUGCCUUAUAUACCUAUGGCAAACCUGUAGAGGGCAACGUUCUCCUCAGAGUGUGCAGAGAAUCUACUUUCUAUGGUGAUUGUAGACAUUUCAAUUCAAUCUGUAAAAAUUUUACUGUUGAGCUGGAGAAAGAUGGCUGCAUGACCCAGCUGAUUAACACAGAUGCUUUUGAAUUCAAUCGGGAAGGGUACCAUAGUUACCUGGAAGUGCAAACUCUUGUCACAGAAAGUGGAACAGGUGUCCAGAUGACAAAAAACAGGAACAUAUUCAUAGAUACAUCAAUGGUGAAAAUGAAUUUUGAGAAUAUGGAUACAUUCUACAAGCAAGGACUCCCUUAUUCAGGCCAAAUUAAGUUGCUUCGUCCUGAUGACUCUCCCAUUCCAAAUGAAGUUAUCCAGUUGCACUUAGGAGACAAAAUUGUGGGCAACUACACCACAGAUACACACGGCAUUGCUCAUUUCUCCUUUGACACAUCUAAGAUCACGUACCCAAACAUCACCUUGAAAGCAACGUACAAGGAUAACAAAAACUGCAAGGCUCAUGGAUGGGUGUUGCCUGAAUACCCUACACCAGAGUAUUUUAUACACAGAUUUUACUCCAGGACUAACAGCUUCCUAAAGAUUGUCCCAGAGAGAGAAGAGCUGAGAUGCAACCAGCAGAAGCAAGUGACAGUGCACUAUCUUGUCAACACAAAAGACCUGGAAGAUAAAACCUAUACAGUGAGCUUCAAUUAUGUGGUGAUUUCAAAAGGUGUAAUCAUUCUUCAUGGACAACAGAAAAUUGAGAUCAAGGCUGAUGCUAUGAAGGGCGUAUUUUCCGUUCCGGUAGAGGUUAGCAUGGCGUUGGCGCCCUCUGCAGUUAUGUUGGUGUAUGGCUUGCAUCCUGAAGGAGAAAUGAUCGCAGACACCACCAGAUUCCAGAUUGAGAAGUGCUUCAAAAAUAAAGUUAACUUAAAUUUUUCUAAAGAAAGAAGUUCCCCGGGAUCCAGCGUCAGUCUGCAAGUCUCCGCUGCUUCAAACUCUCUCUGUGCUCUUCUAGCUUUAGAUCAAAGUGUGUUGCUGCUGAGGGAUUACGGUCAGCUGUCUGCGCAGAGUGUGUAUAAUCAACUAUAUUACAAGCAACUAUAUGGCUAUUAUUUCAAAGGACUUGACUUAGAAGAUGGCCGUAAAGAGCCUUGUCUAGGAAAUGAACAAAUCCUUUAUAAAGGAAUUUAUUAUACGCCUACAUGGGCUGACUUCGGAAAUGAUGCUUAUGACCUUGUGAAGGCAAUGGGAUUAAAGGUUUUUACCAACUCUCAUCUUCGGAAACCAGUGCUGUGCCAGAAUUCAAAACGUCGGAUAAUCUAUGGAGAUAUUUCAACAACUGAAUCUUCAAAAUUACUAGCAGGUUCAGAUGUUGGUGCUGCUGGACUUUAUCAAGAAACUGUGAGGAAAUUAUUUCCUGAAACUUGGGUUUGGAAUCUUAUCACAACUGAUGCCACAGGAGUCGCCAACCUGAGUCUUACUGUUCCUGAUACCAUUACACAGUGGAAGGCCAAUGGCUUCUGCAUGAAUGACAACACUGGAUUUGGCAUCUCCCCGACUGUCACCCUGACAGCCUUUCAGCCCUUCUUUGUGGAAAUCGCCUUACCCUAUUCAGUGGUUCAAGGAGAAUCAUUUAUUCUGAAAGCCAGUGUGUUCAACUAUCUGAACAGAAGUGUCCAGAUUAAUACUGAACUGAAAGCAUCUAAUCUUUAUGAAGCCAAAUUUCUCUCAGCUAAUAAGGAAAAUGAUUAUACAAGGAGCAAUGAGAAAAAAUCUUUGAGCUGGCUGGUUACCCCACAUAAGCUGGGUGUGAUCAACAUCACUAUUACAACGAAAACCCUUCAGAACAGUGACUAUGGGAAAGGAUCAUCCCUUGAUCAGGACAUUGGCUGGAAGGAUACAUUGAUCAAACCAUUGUUGGUAGAGCCCGAAGGUAUUAAAAAGGAGACAACACAGGGAUUGUUUAUUUGCACCAAUGAAUCCACGGUAUCUCAACCAGUAGUGCUCACUUUACCAGAAAAUCUGGUGAAAGAUUCCCUCAGAGCCUAUUGGACUGUUCUUGGAGACAUUCUUGGUUCUACCAUGCAAAACUUACAGAAUUUCCUACAAAUGCCUUUUGGUUGUGCAGAGCAAAAUAUGGCCUUAUUCACUUCCAAUAUUUACAUUUUGGACUAUCUGAAUCAGACUCAACAACUGACAGAAGAGAUAAAAUCCAAAGCUAUUGGGUACUUGACUGCAGGAUAUCAGAAGCAGAUGUCUUAUAAGAAUCAUGAUGGAUCAUAUAGUACUUUUGGAUAUAACGAUGAGCAGAAAAAUACAUGGCUUACAGCAUUUGUAUACAAGUCGUUUGCGCAAGCCCGACGCUAUAUUUAUAUUGAUGACAAAGUACAGUCUCAGACCCUUAUUUGGCUUCUAAGUAUUCAGAAAUCAGAUGGUUGCUUUUCAAAUUUUGGCAAUAAUUUCAACAAUGCUUUGAAGGGAGAAGAAGAUAAUAAAAUCUCUCUCACUGCUUACGUCGUUAAUGCCCUGCUUGAAGCAGGUCACCCAGUCUCAUUUGUAGCAGUUCAAAAGGGUCUUCAAUGCCUAGAGGAUGCAUCUCACAAGGGAGAUUUGACCACAUAUGACCAGGCUCUCUUGACCUACACUUUCACUUUAGUAGGCAAUGAAGACAAAAGAGAAUUCUUCUUCAAUGAGCUGAGAAAAAAGGCAAAGAAAGUAGGUGGCGCAGUCUACUGGGAAGUGAAAGAGUCAUCCUCUUUCUAUAACCACUGGGCUUCCUCUGCAAACAUAGAAACGAACAGUUACAUCCUGCUAGCUUUCCUUUCUAAGCCAGGGCUGACUUCGGAAGAGCUAUCCUACAGUUCGCAGAUAGUGCAAUGGGUGGCAAAGCAGCAAAAUUCCCGCGGAGGUUUCUCCUCCACCAAGGACACCGUGGUUGCUCUCCAAGCUCUGACGCUAUUCCAAACACUCACAUUUUCUAAAAACAGACACAAUUCAGUGCAGAUUUUCUCUGACAGAUCAUUUAAUAGGUCCUUCUUAGUAAAUGAUGAGAAUCGCCUGGUACCACUAGAGAUUUUAAUGCCAGAACCUUCAGGACAGUUCACUGUGAAAGUGAGUGGCAACGGCUGUGUAUACGUACAGGCAACUCUGAGGUACAACAUCCUACUGCCUAAGAAGUCAUCUGGAUUUUCCCUUUCUGUGAAUACAGCCAACGCCAUCUGCAGAGGAUUGUUUCGUACAAAGUUUGACCUUAUUGUCUCAGCCAGUUAUUCUGGAAAACGUGACUCUUCCAAUAUGGCAAUCAUUGAUGUGAAGAUGCUUUCAGGAUAUGUUCCUGACAGAUCAUCAGUUCAGAAGCUUCAAGACGAUGGCAAAGUACAGCGAGUGGAAAUUAAAGCCACCCACGUCUUUUUCUAUCUACAAAAUGUUACUCAAAAGAAAAUCCAGUUUUCAUUCUCCAUUGAACAAGAAGCACUUGUAUCCAACAACAAGCCUGCAUCUAUUCAGCUCUAUGAUUACUAUGCAACUGAUGAAUUUGCAGUUGCAGAAUAUACCACACCGUGCAAUCAGGUGUCCUCUGAAACCUUCUAGUUCUGGGAUAAAGGAAAUGAGAUGAAAAAGAAAAUGGCACUUUGGAACUGUGUGAUGUAUUAAGAGAUUCUGUCCAUUGUUUCAACCUAGAAAAGAUUCAGAAUCCCCAGAAUGCUCAGAACUUCUAGCUCUCUCAUAAACAGCAUUCACCCUCAGUACACCACCACCAGCCCUAUGCUGUCCACAUGACCAUCCUCCCUGGAAUGCCGGUAGCCAUCUUGGGAAGUGCAGAUUAAAUGGAUGCAAGAGCAAAGUUCAACCUAUGAAGACCAGAGCCACUAGACAAAUGCACCUGUGUUCCAGCCUCUUGUCAGGGAGCUCUGAGAAACAAUUCAGAUACCUCUCAUGAUGUCCCCUGGAAAUCAGCUUCCCAUUUUCUCCUGGAUAAGGCCCAGUAACCCCUAACUUAGCUUAUAUUUUCUUAUACAGUCUCCUGAUCUCCCAUUCUUAUUGCCUGAAAUGAAUGAUCUAGAGUCCUCACCUUACCUUUUGCUUUCAGGAGAAGACAACGUAUCACAUCAAUCACUGAAUAAAUAAAAUGUCUUGCUGUAUGUGGAAUCAUCUAAUGCACUGAUAACUUCAUUCUGAUAGGCAUUUUGAAUAAAUUUUCUAGAAACCAUACAAAAGAAAGACUUUCAUAAUAUUUCAAUAUAAACAAAUUUUUAAAUAACUAUUAUUGAGUAAAACCUGACAAUCUGUGUAUCUUAACUUUAAUUUCAAAAUUAAAUUUUCAUUCUUGGUAUAAACACAUCAUGGGAAAACCCAUUCUCCCUCUCUGCCCAUAUUCCAUUAACACUAGGAGGCUCAAUUCUGAAAAUACAUCUAAAGAAUUCCCUUGGAUAUAAAAUAUGUUUCUUAAUUAGAUCAAGCACUCAUCGGUAUAAUUCUAUUGAGCAUAUAUAUAUAUAUAUAUAUAUCUACUAUUUUUAAACACGUGUCUAAAAGUUUAUAGUUAUAUGUUAGUAUUCAGAUUAAAGAAUAAAUUUGUGUUAUUUUCAGGCCCAAAGUGUGAGGCUGUUACAGUAGCAAUGGAAAACUAAUGUACUGUCUCUCAAAUACCUUAAAUUAACUAAGUUCAGAAUUUCAAAUGUCACUCAUGAACUUAAAUUCCCCAUAGCUUCAGUCCAUGACUGCUUGCCCAAAUCACACUAAAGGUACACUAAAGGUACAACAUUCUUCAACGUGUCUUAAUGCAGUUCUAAAUCCUAUUACACUUAUUUCUCCCUGUUAUCUUUUACACCCAUCAGUAACACCUGUCACAAUUGCCUCCAAAAUCUAUAUUAAGGGAGGAAUAUAGCUUUAAUUUCUUAAUUUUCUUGAUUCUCUUGGUGGUUUUCCACUACAUUUCAACUAGCCAUGGAGGCUUUAACUUAUGCAAAAUUUUGCAUGACAUACUGUCUGUCUAGGCCUCAAAAUUACUGUUCUUCAUUUUUCCUCUCUAAUCAUAUUAACUUCUUUCAGUUCUUCUUGUAAUCAAGAGGAGAAAAUCACAUGGCACUCCGUAAAAGGCAAAAAUGUAGAGACAGUAGAGAGAUCAAUGGGUCAAUGUUAAGGAAGGUAAAAGCAACAAGCAGAGAAUAAAUAGACACAAAAUCUUACCAGUGGGACAGUGUUCUGUAAAGCACACAUUUGAGAGAUAUUCUCUCUUUAGAAAAUGUUCAGUGAAUGAUUCUGGAAAAUAAACUUUUGAAAAAAAUGA
This is a messenger RNA of Cavia porcellus (domestic guinea pig), 6125 nucleotides long. RefSeq names its product ovostatin. Gene Ontology annotation, molecular function: endopeptidase inhibitor activity. Bases 83 to 4426 code for a protein of 1447 amino acids. The transcript has 35 exons. Gene Ontology annotation, cellular component: extracellular region. NCBI's taxonomy places the organism in Eukaryota, Metazoa, Chordata, Mammalia, Rodentia, Caviidae. The record is from RefSeq and is a predicted model, not a curated record.